UAAUUUUAAUAAAGGGAGAUAGAAAACAAAGAUGUUCAAACGAAACAAAUAAGGAAGAAAAAAAGAAAAGAAAGAAACAAAGAUAUUCAAACAAGACAAAUAAUGAAGUAAUGGAAGGAACUUCAACUAGUCUGCAAAAUAUAUUGGCAAAGAACAAAUUGGAUCAGAUAAAAGAAGGCCAACAUAAAAUAUUUGGAAACGAAAUAGAAAUAAAAAGAGAAUUUUAUUUAGAUCCAGAUACACAGAAAAUAAUUCUUGAUAAUUAUAUGAGAGAGAAUGUUGAAUUUAAAGAGGCAUUUGAACGUUAUAAGCAAACUUAUAGAUCAACAAAAAAUGAAAUAGAGGUAUUUUAA
This is a messenger RNA of Meloidogyne enterolobii, 353 nucleotides long. Lineage: Eukaryota; Metazoa; Nematoda; Chromadorea; Rhabditida; Meloidogynidae. The record is from the annotation of a GenBank genome assembly.